Messenger RNA from Colletotrichum truncatum, 204 nucleotides. NCBI's taxonomy places the organism in Eukaryota, Fungi, Ascomycota, Sordariomycetes, Glomerellales, Glomerellaceae. The record is from RefSeq and is a predicted model, not a curated record.
AUGAAGCUCUUUCGGCAGCAGUUCAACCAGCUGGACAAUGCUAGAUGGGAACAGCGGCCCCAUGAAGAAGCCAAGGAGGGCCAUGGAAAACACAGAGAACCAAAGUACUCUAAUGACAAUAAACAGCACCACAAAUGCAGGAGCGAAGAGAAGAUAUAUGACGACAGCUCGCCUUACGCCGAGUUUGUCAGUCACAAGCCCUAA